CCUGCACGAACGAACGGAGCAAACUGAGCACAGGGAGAAAUGCCUAUUAAAAAAGGAAAGAAGGGAAAGAAAGGAAAAGGCAAAGGAAAGAAGGAUGGAAAGCAGGAGUCGAAGCGGGAUAAGGAGUCUGAUCUGGAAAAGGCGAAGGCGAACGCGGCUCUGUGGGAGGCGCGCUGUGACAUGACGGAGAGCGCGCGCGUUGAGUACUGUGAAGCUGCACGACGACUGAACAAAACCAACAAACAACUCAACGACCAACAACACAACACUGAAAAGAGCAGCAUCGAAAUCAUAGCUGUGCUGAGGGACAAAGACAUGCUAAACGAAGAGAAGAUUACUGCACUGGAACAACAAAUACAUCUUGAGAAAGCAAGGGCCUCUCAGGAAAAAGAGAAUUUGGUCAUAAAAUACACGCUAAAGAUCAACGAGCUGGAGGAGAAAUUCGAGAAGAGAUGCAGUGAGUUCAACGUGAUUCAGGAUGAGCUGAAGAUCAUCAAUGACUUCCUUAAAAAGAAGCCUCAAAUGGAGCAAGAACUCAGAAAUCUGAAAGAUGCUGUGGAGAAUGCAGAUCUAGAACACAAGAAAACACUUGCAAGAAUGGAGCAAAAGUUCCUAAAUAAUAAGGUUCACCUGGAGAAAGAAUCUGAGCAAAGGAUCGCUGUGCUUGCAGAAAGAGCUCACAAUGAAGCCAUCAUACACCUGGAUGACACUUCUCGCUCCAUGUUUAAGGAGAACGUGCGUCUAAAGAAAGCAUUGGGUUACCACAUUAAAGAGGUGGAGGAUCUGCGGAAGAGGAAUACAGCACUGGCUGAAGAAAACGACAUGCUUGCUCUGCAGAAGGAAUCCACCUUAGAGUCUGCCAAUGACACCAUCUCCAAUCUCACAGCACAGCGAAGCAGAGUUUCUGAGCUGAGGAUGAAGGUGUCCACACUGGAGCAGACCCUGGCCAACAUGGUGUCUGCGUUUGAGAAGGAGAAGAGCGAAAUCAAGCAGCGUGCAGUGGUCAGAGCUCAAGCUGGUGGUGUAGAGCUGGACAAACUGCAGAAAGUGCUGAUUGUUCGGGACAGAGAGCUGAGCCGAGUGAAGAGAACAGCUCGCAGCGUCGUGGAGCAGCGAUCCGAUAUGGAGAUCCUCUUCCAUGAGGCACUGAACCACGUGAAGCAGGAGAUACUAAUGCAGAGACAGGAAGCAGAGGUGAAUCAUAGCAGGCGGAUGGAUGAGUUCUUAUCAGGCAAAAGAGAGAAAGCUCACAUUCACACCAUGAGCAAAACUCCUCACAGCACCCGCAGCUUGUCCAUUGCUUUAAAUGAGGCUGAAAAAGGCAGUCUGAAGAAAGCCGUCAGUGUUUCAGAGAUGAGCUGGGAACAGAGAGAAAGAGUUCUCCGGCUGCUCUUUACCAAAAUGAAUGCCCUAAAUUCUAAGAAAGCAGUUCAUGAUUUGGCUCUGACAGAUUCUGAGGGGAACCAGUGUAUCAGCAAUCCCGGGAAUGAAGAGGAGGAUUCCCACUCGACCUUUUUAACCCAAGCUGAAGUUUCCAGUUUGAGCUCCAGCGAAAACUCCAGUGCUCUGCCAGAUGUGUAGAUCAUCAGAUACUAUUGCAGAUAAGAGAGAUAAAUAAUAUUAAAAUACAAGCACGUUACAUAUCAACGA
This is a messenger RNA of Danio rerio (zebrafish), 1650 nucleotides long. RefSeq names its product basal body orientation factor 1b (gene bbof1b). Lineage: Eukaryota; Metazoa; Chordata; Actinopteri; Cypriniformes; Danionidae. The record is from RefSeq and is marked provisional.